AUGACAUCAAUUAACAGUUCAGAACACAUCGCGUUGGCAAAUAGCAAUGUCAGCACUAACUAUCGCCAAGUUAUCAAUUUCCAUGGAUACGAAGGCGAAGACUUUCGUUAUUUCUUGGAUCUUUUGGAAUCAUACUUUGCCUUUAACAAUAUUCCUCACGAAGUACGCAAGCUUACCAUACUGAAAACACAAUUGAAAGGCCCCGCCAAAACAUUCUUCGAGAAGGAAAUACUUCAGAAAUUUACUGAUAUCAAGUACGAUCAAGUUAUUGAAGAAUUAAAGAACCAUUACAUCACACCAGAAUUAAUUCAAAAAUAUGAAAUGGAAUUCAAUGACAUGUACCAAGGAAACCAAGAGCAUCCUCAAGUCUUUCUGUCAAGACUAUAUCAAGCAGCAGAUCUGGCUAAUAUCAAAGACGAAGGUGUUAUCGAAAGCCGAUUCAGAGCUGGAUUACUCAAGGACAUUAAGUUGUUCUGUAUCCAAAGUAGCUCCAGGACUAUGAAAGAUUGGAUUACUCAUGCCGAAGGAUGGUGA
This is a messenger RNA of Rhizopus microsporus ATCC 52813, 534 nucleotides long. RefSeq lists its product as uncharacterized. The transcript has a single exon. The record is from RefSeq and is a predicted model, not a curated record. Bases 1 to 534 code for a protein of 177 amino acids. Lineage: Eukaryota; Fungi; Mucoromycota; Mucoromycetes; Mucorales; Rhizopodaceae.